UUAAUAAAGUUAAAGAAAAAAAAUUUUUUUAUUUUAUUUUAAAGAUAUAGAUUAAAGGUCAAUCAAUAUAUAUCUAGAUGGAGCUUAAAGUAUAAAAGACUUAGAUAAUUGGGAAGAAGGAAAUUAAAAAAGAAGGUAAAGAUAAAAAAAAUGAGAAUAAAGAUGGGUUAGAAAAAUAGGUAAGCAAAUGGUAUGAUGGAAAAGUUGUUUAAUGGAUUUUUUGCACAUUUAUACCAUUUGCGUUCUUAGCUGCUUAUCCUAUCAUAAUCUUAAGUUAUUAUACAAUUGCACAUACAGUUAUGGCUUAGGUUUUCGUCUAAAUUGCAUUAAUAAAUUUUUAUAUUAAGCCAUCUAAGAGCUCUCUUGAUAGUAAGGAAUAGCAAUUGAAAGAAAUAUUUAUCAAGAAGUAAACAAUUUAGCUUAAAGAUUACAGGAACAUUUUCUUCAAAUUUGUAAUGAUAUUAGAGUCAUUAAACUUACUGAGUAAAAUAAUAUUUGUGAUAAUUUACUAUUCAAAGGAGGAUUUGCAAAUAGAAAAUAUAAAAAAUGUUCUAUUAGAUUUAGAAUUCUUUUUCGUGAGCGAUUAAGCAAAACAAUCUGGUGUGUAAAAAGCAAAAAUGAUUCUUUUAUCAUUUAUUCCAAAUAUCCUUUUAUUUUCAGUUUUUGUUUUAGCUAGCAGGAUAUAUAAAAAUCAUAGUGAAGUUAGAAUCGAGGAGCUUGUUCAUCCUUCUAAUUAAAAGGCUUAAGGAUUGUUAAAUUUUCUUGUUUUGGUUUCAUUGGCUUCAUGCUAAAUAUUUAACCCUUCAAUAAUGGCUUUUGGUUUCUUAGGUCUAUCAUUAAUAUCGCAAAUUGUUUCUUUGAUAUCAAGUAGCUAAAGAAAGAUGAUAAAUGCAUAGAUGAUUAUUCAAUCUCUUAUUUAAUUUUAUUGCUUUGCUUAGUUUUUUUUAAACAUGUUUUCAGCCACAAAUACAUUUUUAGAAAAUAAUUACUUUGAGUCUUAAUUUAUAGGUGUUAAUUCAAUAGCUGAAUUUUCAAAUGGUUUAAAUUAACAUCCGUUUUACAUCUUGAGUUUGGUGAUUCUUUUCUUUCUAUCUGUUUUUUAUCUUUAGAAACUUAAUUAUGAAAAAUCAAGAUGGUCUUUUAUUCCUGUAUAUUAGCAAAUCGAAAAAGAAAAAAAGAAGAAUAGGCUUAAGAAGGCAUUAGUUAAACUUUUAAGCUUAAAGAAAUAGAACUCUAAUAUCUUAGAAACAAAAUCAGAAUUGCUUCCUAGAUUUGAUUAGGAUAGCAAUAAUUAAAUCAUUCACUAUCAUACCAUUAAUGAUUAGGAUAGAGUCUAAAUUGAAUUACAAACUUAUAAUGAUAUCCGAACCGAAUAGUAAAUUUUAGACAAAAAUUAAGAUUAAAGCUAAGAUAAUGCAGAUGCAUUGAAUCACUUAAUAAUUUAAGACAUAAUGGUAGAUGAAAUAAUUAAAAAUCCGAAUACUUAAGGAUAAAAGGCCAAUAGAAAGUAAAAGAUGACAAAUUCCUUAAAACUAGGUACAGCAUAAGUAAAUUUUGGUAAUGAUUCAAAAGGUGAAAUAUAAUAAGAUGAUAAUGACAAUAACUAAAACUAACAUACGAUUUUAAGUAAAAUAAGGAAAAAUAACAAAAGUACUACUUAUACUCCAGGAUUGUUUCUAAAAAAAUAAUAGAAUAAUCAACAAAGAGGUUCUUUUAAAGUUAAUUAACAUGAACAAGAUGAAUAAAUAUAAGACAAGGUAUAAAAGUAUGCUCCUUCGCUAUAAGAAUAAAAGGAAAAAGGUAUAGAAAUAAUUAGGUAGCAGUUAAUAAAAAUAGAAAGAGGAGAAGAAGAUAAUAUUGAUAAUUUUUUGACUCUAAAAAAAUAAGAUAUUUUAUAUGAAGAGUCUAUAUAGCCUGAGAGUUAUCUAAUUGCAAAUUAAAAAACUAGUAAAGAUAAGUUUUCAGCUUUUAAAACUAAACUUUACAAUUAUAUUUUAGAUUUAUCUAGUAGAUCAUUCAUUUACAUAAAAUCAUAAUUUGAAGAUUCAAUAAUACCUAUUAGAUUUCUCUAAUGCUGCUCAAUUUUAAUAAUUAUGAGAUAUCCAUGCUACUAUUCAUUAGGGCUAAUUUCAUGGUGCUUAUUAAGUUCUAUUUUUAAAUUAGAAAUUAAAAUUAAAUUUCUUUUCAUUACAUUAGUUCCUAUACCUUGUAUUAUUAUUAUAUACGCUUUUAAUUUAUAUGGAAGCAUACAAUUAAAUUAUGAUCUCUACCCGAAGCAUGGCUUUGUCUAUUAAAGAUUCUUUUGGUUAGAAAGCAUCAUUUUUAACACAAUAAUUUUCCUUUUUUUCACCUAUUUGCUGAUACUUCGUAGAUUAAAAUAAAAUUUGUCUUCUAUUGUAUAAUCACAAAAGGAGAAGAGCUAAGAAAAAAUAGAAGAAAAUAGCAACAAUAAAUAAAAUUUAGAUGCAUAAUAAAAUGAUAAUUCAAAGAGCAUGAUUGAAUAAAACAUAAAAUAAAUUGGUGAAUAAAAUAACGAUUUUAUAUAAUAGAGAAACAGCGAAAAAUAAGAAAGUGUUAGCAAAAAAAACUCUUCUCCUUAUAAUUAAGAUUAAGUAAGAUUUACUUCAAAAAGUGAUCCAAUUAAAGGAGAGAUUAAUCUUAGAUUCAGCAAGCAAAGUUAGAGCAGUGUAGCCAAAUUGAAGGCAGACUAAGAAAACGAAAAUGAGUAAAAUUAAAGAAUUUAAAGUAAUUCUUAUACAAAAUCAGACAAAUAAGAGAAUGACAACAAGAAUAGUUAGAAAAUAGAUUAUUCUCAAUAAAAACCUGUUUCCUUGAUGACAAUUUUUUUUGCACUAAUUCUAAAAUAUAGCUAGACUUUGGCUUUGUUUCUUUUGUAUUGGAUAGGUUUUUAUACAAUCAAUAUAAUUCACCUGCUUUUGGUCGUUUUAUUUUUGAUAUUUUUCUAAAAUAGUUUGAAAACAAUCAAAAUUAAGAAAAAUGGAAAAAUCUAUGUAAUGAGUUUUUCAUUCAAAUACUGGUUUAUUCUCUUAAUUUAUCUUGGUACUGUAAUUUUUGCUAAGUUUAUAUAUACUAUUUUACAGUCAGGUAUGAAUUAUAUGGGUGAAUAAAAUAGUGAUAAUAACUAGGAUAGCUAUUUAGCUACUAUCAUUAAUUUUAUAGGUAUUAACUACGAAUAUGACAUGCCUUUUUCUCUUAGUCUUUCAAAAGAUGACUAUGCUGGCUUGUCUAUAAUAUGGAUAGCCUUUAUGUUUGCAACUCUACAAGAAGAUACUUUUAGAUCGGAAACAUACUAAAAAUAUUCUAAUAAAAUUAUUUUUCUGAUUCAAGACUAACCUAUUAUUAAGAAGUAUUGUCCUAAUUUCCUAUUUUAUACUAAUAAAAUUACUAUUCUUGGUGAGAAUUUAUUAUAUUGGUUAUCAUUUUUUGGAAUUACAACUUGUUUAAUUUUACAAGACUUUAGUUUCAUAAACAGCUUUUUGCUACUAUUGUCGUUCUUACUAGUAUUCUAUUACAUAUUUAAGUACAAGGACCCUCAAGCCUUUAAAUAUAAAAAAUAUUAUAAAAUAUGGUAUUUCUUCAAUCAGAUAAUCAUUGCGUAUAUCUUGCUUUGCUACAUAUUAUAAUUUACUUCCUUAAAGUUUGUUUAAGAUUAUAUAAUAAAUCCUAACUCCUAAGCAUAUCAAACAUUUAAAGACAACCGUGCAAUAUAUGGGUUUUAUCCAGAACUUGGCGUAAAUGAUAACUUAAGAUAUACAUUUUUCCCUAUUAUAUUUGUUUUAUAUUUUGCCAUAUUUGUUUAAAAUUACUUGAAGAUGAUAUACAAUGCUGUUAAACACCAUAACAAAGGACAAAUUAGGGAUAAGUCUGAAAGCAAUUGCUCUGUUAUAAGUGACAACCAAAAAAGGCUCUUAAGUGAAAGAGAAAAUAUAACAAUAGAUAUAAUCAAUAAAAAUUACUAGAAAGCAAGAAGAGAAGAAAACAGAUAGAUUUACAUUAACUAUGUUUUAUUCGAUAUUUACAGUGAAGUGAGCAGUGGUGUUUAUUAGAUACUAAAAGGACUUUAAUUUAUCAUGAUCGAUAUUUAGAAUAUGUUAGUUUUUCUAUUUGCUAUGGUUUUUAGAUUGUCAAUUUCCAUGCUUAUAUUUAUUAUUAUUUAUUUGAAAUUCUAUUAUCGCUAUCAUAACUAAUUGGAAACAUUUUUGGAAAAAAGUUACAUGAAGAAGAGUAUCAAUUACUUCUUCAAAAGCUUUUAAAAGUUUUAUUCAUUUCCUUAAAAGAACCUCGGAUGGAAAAUAAAUUUAGAUCCAAAGCCACCUACUUCAAAUAAAAAUGGAAAAAAAUAAUAAGAAAUUCAACAGUAAGAUGAAGUCAUUAUAUCAUCAAACUAAUUAAAGAAUUUGUAAGUAGAAAAAGCAAAUGAUACCAAAUUAAAAGAAUAGGAUAAUGCUGAAAAUGAAUAAAAUAAGAUUGAAUAAGAAUAGUCUUAAAAAUAGAACAGUUUAAGUUAGAAUAAGAACUUAUAAGCACUUCGUAGAUAGAGUAAAAAAGACUUAAUAGAAUGCAAAAUUUAAGAAAAAAUUGAAGAUUUUAUAACCAUUUAAUAAAAACUUAAAAUUGAUGAAUAAAUUGGAAUAUGGCCAUAUUCGUUUUGGUUUAGCUAUAUAUGUAUCAGUAUAACUUAUGGUGCAUAGUUUUUAGCUACUGAUUUUGCUAAGUCUAAUAUAAGUAAUUAUGUAAUUAAUUUUAUAUAAUGGGCAUUUUUUAUUUUUGGAACCAGCUGCAAUACUUUGAGUUUAUCAAGUAUCUUUAGAAAUAUUUACUUCUAUCUAAUCAUGUUUUGGAUGAAUAUCAUAAUAUUUGUUUUGAUCAGAAUGAAAAAGUAGCAUGAAUAGAAUGUUAUGAAUUAAAAAUAAGAGUUAUAAAGCUAAUCUUAAUUAAAUAAAAAUUCUUAAAUCUAAAAUCGAGAUUCUUCUGCUAAAAAGGGAGAAAGUAAUUAAAACAAUCCUCUCAAUUAUGAUGAUUUUAGAGCUUCAAAAUCUCCUGCUAUUAAUUCAGAGUUUCCCAGGAAUAGUUCAUCAUACAGCCAGUAAUUGAAUAGACUCACUUACCUUCAUUUAAACUAGGCUUAAGUAGCCGAUGUAAAUAUUUAAGAAGGUGAAUAAAAGUUAGCAUUUGAAUCAGAAAGAUUAAAGCGUGUAUAGAAAUCAGAAAAAGAAGUAGGAGUUGUUUAUUAUUAAGAAGGAGGAUUGCUACCCUAAAGAAUUACUUGGUGCAAAUUAAUUUAUAAACAUUUCAAAUUAACAGAAGAAGAGAGUGAAGAUGAAGAUAAUAAUGAGGCUUUUAUUUAAAAAACACAAUUCAUAGAAGGUCUUUCUCCUAAUUACAACCAUGAUAACAUUUUUAAGUAAUAAAAUAAGGAUAAAACAGAUAGCAUUAUUGAAAAAAACUAUGAUGAUGCUUUUAAAAAUGAAAUUGAAAACUCUAUUGAAGAUGAGGGUUCUAUCAAUUAAAUUAAGAAUAAACUUGAUGGCUAUGCAUUUAAUGUACAAUCUCCUAAUAUACUCAAAGAUUAAUAUGAAUAAAAAUAGGAAUAAUCUGAUGAAGAAAAGAAAUAAGAGCUUUAAGAUGAAAUUCUCAUUAAAAAAAGGUAUGAAUAAAAAAUUUUAAAAAUUAUUAGAGCAGAAGAAGAAGAAAGGCAAAAAAAAAUGUACAGAGAGGACCCUGAUUUCAUUUACAAUAAUUAUUUAAGGAUACAAUAUUUUUAUCAAAUGAAGUCUUGUUAUGUUAAACAAAAAUUUAAAUCUGGACUCCUACUUGCUCUUUAUCCCUUUUACUCUGUAAUUUUAAUGCAUGUUUCUGAAUAGAAGCAUGACGUUUUUUCUUAUAUAUAUUUGUUGGUAGCAUUUUUAGGUAACUCUAUCAAGGCUAUUAACAGAAAUACUAUUUUCCUAGUGUUGAUUUAGUAUAUUUUGCUACUUGUCAAUAUAAAUCAACAGACAAGUCCACUCCAAAUAGAUUAGUACUUACUUGAUUUCAAAAGCAUGUCUCUAAUACAACAGUACAUAACUGAUAAGGAGCUUUUAUAAUAUUUGGCAUUCAAUAGCAGUAAUUAAAGUAGUGCAGCAACUAUCUCAUUUAUUUUAAAUUGCCUAGUAUUUACAGUUAUAGGCAUUUACUUUAAUUGCUAUAAGUUUUUAGUUAAUAGUAUUAUAAGAAAUAUUUAAAAAGUGAAAAAUAAAGUAAAGUAUAUCUAUGAGAAUAAUCUUUUCCCUUAGCAAAUAGCGCCUAUUAGUAUUUACAAGAUUGAUUAAGCAUAGAAAAAAUAAUAAGAAAACCAAAACGGUUCUGUGAAUAAUCCUGACUCUGAUUAAAUUGUUCACGACUAAAUUUUAAAAAAUUAGAAAUUUUAAUUGUCAAACAAUAAUCUUUCAACAUAUUCAAUAGAAUUUACAGAUCGCAGUGAUUCUAAAUAUGAAUAUUAGUAUGAUGAAGAUGGAUAAUUAAUAAAUCCUAUACAGCCAUUAUGGAUAAAUUACUAAAAUUGGAAAUCUUAGACUUUUUAAUUUGUUAAUUUGAUGUAUGAAAUAAGUAUAUCAUUUGGUUAUAUCAUCUGCGCUGUAUUGAUAAUGAUAAUUUCUUGCUAAUACCUAGAUAUUUUUAACUUCAUAAUACUUGCAUACAAUAUGAUCAUCUUUUUUAUUAUAGAAUUUGUUGUGCCCUUUCCUUAAAUGCUUAAUUAAAGAAAGAAAAUUUAGAAUUUAUUAAGAGUAUUGUAAUUCUACUUAUAUGCUGUGUUUGCUCUAUAUUCUACUAUGCAAAUUCCAUAUGUCAGAAACAACAUAUCAGCAACAGGUUAAUUUUUAUCUUAUCAAUUUUUAAAUUUAAAGAUAAUUGAUAAAAUCUACAUUAUGUUUUGCAUAAUGUGCACUCAAUUAUUGAUAAGUUCAUAAGAUUUCAAAACAAUCACUUUUUCACUAAGUUAGUCUUAUAUCCUUAAUGCUAAUUUAAGUCAUAAGGCUCUUUCGAUACACCAAAAUGAUUAAACUAUUUCUGAGUUGCUCAAAAAUGAAAAAGAGAGAAGAAGCUUAAGAGAAGUUGUCCGUAAAGUUACCCAAACUUUAAAAAAUUGGCAUAAAUCACAGUCAUAUAUAUAGCCUUCUAUUGUUUAGUAACAGAAUAAUUAAAAUAAAAAUUUAAACACGAGUCUAUAAAUAAAUUAAUUUUAAAGUUCUAAAAAUUUAUAAAAUACUCUUCCUGCUAGAUCAUAAAGUGCUCACAAUGUACCACUUAGCUGCUUUUCAAAUUAAAUGAAUACUCGAAGUGAUAGUAAAGACAGCAUUUUAUAUGAACAGUAGGGAUUAAUUUCUAAUUAAAUUUAAAGAGGGUUUUAAAAUAAAAGCAAAAGUAAAAAUAUUAUUAAAAACAAUCCAUUAGAAGCAUAAACUUAUCAGAAAGAUAAAUUUUAGUAAACACCAAUUAAUAAGUAAAACUAAGAAACUGUAUAAGAUUUUUAAAAGAAUGAUUAAAAUUCUCCAACUAUUUUGAUCAAUUUAGCCAGUAACGAAAAAUAGGAAUAAAAUAAUAAUUAGUUAUUGUAGAAUGAAGAAUUUUCAAAAAAACCAGAUCAGCAACAUAUUACCAAAGAAAAAGCUCUUUAAAAAAAAGAUGUUGAAAUUGAUGAGCUUGAUUAUAGUUCAGAUGAAUCAAUAGGAAAUAUUGAUGAAGUUAAUCAUGCGAAUAGCGGUAUUCAAAUUAAAAAAUAUGAUUUUCCAAGAAUAAGUUAAAUCAAAAUAAAUAACUUAGAAAAUUUAUAAUAAUAAUAAUUUAAUAAGCAAGACUAGCUAAAUAAUAGUAGUUUAAAAAGAAUGAAAAUCAGUAGAGUUAGCAGUGUUGAUCAUUUAGAGUAAAAUCUUCUAUUUGACUAAUAGAGCGCACUCAAAAAAAGCUUUAACAUAAAUUAAUAAAAAGAUACUGAUUCAAGUUAUACAACAAGGAAAGUAAGGAAUUAAUCAAAAGAAAAGAGUGUUUGCUUUUAGAAAUAAAAGGUAGUAAAGACAAGUAGAAAGAAAUCUCUGAAAGAUAAAAAAUAAGAAAAAGCCAAUAAAUACCAUAAUGUAGAAAAUAUUUAAGCUGUUAAAAAAUACUAAAAAGAUUCUGACUCUGAAGAUUCUGAAGAUAGCCAGGUAAGUCUUUUCAAUUCUUCUGAAAUAGUAGAUGAAGAGGAUAAUGACUUAAUGGAUUAAAUAAAGCAAUAGUUUGAUAACAAGAUAUAAAAAUAAAAAGAGGAAGAAGAAGCUCUCCUUCAAGGUAGUAAAUAAGCAAAGCGUGAGACUUCUCACAAAAUUUUAAUCAAAAUUUGUAAGCUGAUAGAAUCAUAAGUAAAUCCAUUACUUUUCAUGGACACAGUUUAAAUAAGCGAUUAUAUUCUUAAAAAUAAUUGCCAAAUCUUCAGUAAAAUAUACAUAAACAUUUAAGAUCUUUUGUUAGGAAAUUUGACUUCUCUUAUGGAGUAUAGUCACCUUCUCUCUAUAGUUUAUUAUUGUAUAUAUUAAACGAUUUAAGAGGCUGGUGUCGAAUUUGCAUUUAAUAAUCUUUUUGCUAUCAUACAAAGAGCUACUGAGUGUGAUGAGAUAUCAAAAAUAAUUUAUGAUAGUUUAAUAGAAACUUCUUCCUAAUACCCAACCAUUCCAUAUUAUUACCAUUUGAGAAAAGAGCAAGAGAAAAAUAUUACAGAUAAAAAAAUAAUAUAAAGAGAAUAAAGAAAUAAUCUUGAUCAUAUAUGCAUUUAUCACCCCUAAAUUCCUAUGUACAUAUACAAUGUUAAAUCCACAAACUCUUUGCCUUUUAAUCUUCUUACUAAGUUUGGGCUUUUAAAAAGGCUUUUGAAAAGUUUUUUUAAGAUGGUUCUGAGCAACUGGUAGUUUGUUUGCUUUUUCUUUUUUUUGAUGUAUUAUUUCUCUAACACUGGUUUGAUGAGUAUGCCAUUUCCUUGUUUAGUUUUCCUAAACUUCUUAAUCGAAAUAAAAUUUGUUUCCUUGCAAAUAUGGAUGAUUAGCUUUAUUUAUGUCACUUUCUUACUAAUUUUUAAAUUUAUUAUUCAGAUCAAUGGAAUAUAUAUGGACACUCAACUGCAAAAUACUUUUUUUAAUGACAAUCUUAGUUUUAGCUUUGAAGGGUACUUAAUAUUUUUGAUUUUUGUUGCUUAAAUUAUGACAAAGUAUAUUGGAAUGGAUAAAGAGGAUGUAUACAAUAGUGAAAAUAUAUAUCAAUCAUAUAUUAGAAAAUGUGUAAAUGACUUAGAAUUUAGACAGGAUUUUAUUGAAAAUUGCUUACAGCCUACAAAUGAAGAUAAUAUGUUGAAAAAUAUUGAUUAAAUUUCUCCUAUUUAUAAAAAAACAUAAGAUAAGCCAAAUUUAUUUCAUAUAAGAUAGAUGAGUUAGUAAUAAUUUGAUGGAGACAAUCAAUUAUUUAGAGAUGAAAAUUUGAAUAAAAAUACCUAAAAUUUGCUAAAUAAAUAAAUGAAAAUCGAAAGAGACCAAUCAACAGAAAAUCAAAACGAUUUUGAUAAUAUUGGUCAGUUAAAAAAGCAACCUAGCUUAAAUAAAUAAGGAUCCUUGCAACAUAAAAACACAUUUAAAUAAAACCCAUAGCUAUUUCUAGAGGAUCAAACUUUAUCAGAAGCAGAAGAAAACAAUAAAAUCUAAAUUAAAAGUAAUUAAGAUAUUCUACUUAAGUCUUUUAACUAAGGCAAAAAUAACUUAUUAUCAAUUUCAGAGUAAGAAAGAUCAAUUAGCAUGCAUGAAUAAAUGCUAAAAGAUUUAAAAUAAAAACCUGACUUAUUAGUCAAUGACACUUUUAAAAAAGAGAAUUUCUUUAAAAGAGUAUUUAGUAAUUACAAUAAACGCUCAGGAAAAGAUUUUUAUCCUUGGAUUGCUUUAGUGUAGGUGAUAAUUUUGCUUUUUAUAUUCAUAUUUUAUACUAGGAUGGACGCAAAUAACACUUAAGGUAUAAAUGAAUAACUUAAAUAUAAUUAAUUUAGUGGAGAAAUGGUUAUUUGCCUGUUUAUUUAGGUGGCUUUUAUGGUUUUUGAAAGAUACCUUGCACUUAGAAGAGUUAGUGAAAAAACUAAAAAAGAAAAACCUAAAAAGAAAAAGGAAAAAAAUUCUUCUAGCUCUGAUAAUUCUAAUGACUCAGAUUUAUCAACUUCCAAUAAUUUAUCUUAAACUUAAAUUAUAGAUGAAGAAGAUUCUCUUAUAUAAAAAAAGUAAAAAGCCAAUAAGGCAUUUGACUCCUUUGAUGAAAAAGCAUAUUCCAGAUAAAACUAACCAAGGUCAUAGAGCUAAAUCAAAAGGAAACCAACAUUCAAGAAGGAAGUUAACAUCAAGCAUCUAAGAUCAAGCACUAAAAUAUCUUAAGAAUAUGACACUUAUAAGAAUUUUUAAGAAAUGCAAUCUUUAGUUUUAAAUUAAGAAGAUGAUGAGGAGAUUGAUAAUAAAAAGCAAAAUAAAAUUCUAAAAGAUACUUAUAAAGAUGCUUUGAAAUAGCAAGAUCAUUAUGAAGAAAAAUAAAUAGAUAAUGAGAAGUAAUAAAAUAAGAAGGGGUAUGAUUAAAAAGAUUUUGAAAUAGUUAAUGAUACUCCUUAAAAUAGAGUUAGGAGCUUCGCAUCUCAUACUAGAAAUUCUAAGGAAUAUGAUGAAGAUGUGUUUAAAUUAAGAUAGCAGCAUAGAUUGUCUUUAGUAUUAAGAGAAGAAAUAAUUUUUGCUAAUCUAGAGAAAGAAUAAAUUAAUGCAAAUUUGUAAAAUUUUAAAUAGUAUGGUAAUUUGAUUACAAAAAACAAAGAUUCGAAUAAUUUAGAUUCCUCAUUAUCUUCAUCAGAUGAUUAAAAAUCUUUUUUAUAGGAUUCUUCUGUAAAUCUAUCUUAGGGCAAGAACAUAAAUAAAAAGAAAAGCAAUUAAAAUACUCCAUAAAAUAAAAAAGGAUAAACUAGGGAUCUUGAAAAUUAGAUUGAAGAAACUAAAAAAUCCUCAAACUAAAAAGAAAAGAAUCAAAUGGUCUCCUAUCCAACUGAUAAUAUAAUUAAGUAUCAAGAUGAGACAGAAGCUAAUCAAAAUGCUAUUAAUAAACAAAAAAAAUAUAAUGAUCCUGUAAUACUACCUUUUGAACAGCAACAAGGUAUUUAAAGCAGCUAGGACGAAGAUAACUAAGAUUUUAAAAGUGAUGCUAGUGCUAGUGAUAAUGUUAGUAUCAAUAAAAAUAAAAAAGAAAAGCCGAAGGAAAGUUUUGUUCUAACUACAGAACUUCUUAAAUUCAUUUAACUAACAGUUUUUCUUAUUUUAUUCAGCUGGUUUGUCUUUUUUUAUGUACCUUAAUCUUUCUAAAAAAAUACUAUUAGUGAUUAAAAAGUCGUUGUAAACUAUUCCACAAACGGUUACCUUAUUGCAUUUGUUUUUAUUGUUAUGAUAUAUCUUCUUUUGUCAACUUUACAACUAAGGUACGGCUAUAAAAAACUGAAGUUAAGAAAUACAAUUUUGCAGUUUAAAAAUACUGUUGCAGGAUUCUGUGCUGUUGUUGUGAGAGCAAUACCAUUCUUACAAGAACUGAAAGUCAUACUUGAUUGGACAGUAACUAAAACAUCACUAACUUUAUUUUAAUGGUUCUUGUUAGAAGAUAUACACUAUUCUUUAUACGUUGCUAAAUUAGAUUCUAAAGAUGUUAGAAGCACAAAGGUAGAUGCUCCUUAAAGUAAAUUAGUUAAAAUAUUUUUGGGGCUGCUAUAAGUAAUUGUUAUUCUUUUGCUCAUAUUCGGGCCUAUGCUACUAUUUUCAACUUUAAAUCCUAUAUCUGAUUAUAAUGGUAUAACUAGUGGUGAAAUUGAAGUUGGAAUCUAAUUUAAGCAGCUUGGUUAAAUUAACUAUUAUCCUAUUUUUACUAACUCUCAUACAAACAACCUUUAAACAGUCUAAAGAGACUGUACUUAUGACCCUUAAAAGAAUGUUAAUAAUUAAGAUGCUUCAUAAUAAGAGUGCUACUGGGAUGAAUAUAAAUUUAGAGAUGUUAACAUUAUUUACACUACAGAUUCUUAGCAAUUUUAGAAAUUCAAUUUUUAUAGUUACUCAGAAAACUCUUGGGAUUUAUCUUUUCCUUCAAAGAAAGAUAUUGAAAGUAAAUUUGAGGAUAUAUUGAAUAAUUAAAAUACAAGUUAAACUGCAUAACUUGUUAUCAAAUUAGUACUUAAUAGAAAAGUUUCUUAGUACAAUACAGCUCCAUAUAUUAGCUAUUAUCCUAAUCCUCAAAUAUAAAAUAGCUCUUACCUAAAUAAAUAGAUUAUCUAAGGUUUUUAUGAUACUUUAACUGAUUGUUAGAAACCAGGAGUUAUACUACCGAAUUUUUACAUCUUUCUGCUUUCAUCAACAAUAAGCAAUUAGAGUUAUAUUUCAUCUCCCAUAAAUCAUGAGGAUAAUAAUAACAGUGCUUAUUUUGCUAAAGAUUCAUAUAUAUAACUUAAAUGUUAAGAUAUCUAGAAUCCUCAGACACAAAAGUACUGGGAAAUUUCAAUUGAUUAAGCUGGCACAUCAGGUUUAUCAUAUUUUGUGGUUACAGAUAAAUAUUCAUAGGCAACUUUUGGGUUUUCAAUUAUCACUUUAUAUACUUCUGUGAUUUUAGUCAUAGGUAAGUUUAUUAGAGAUGCAUUUGGUGGGGAGCUAGAAAAAAUUAUUAUAAAAUGCAUGCCAAACCCAGAUGAACUUUUACGUAUUUGUGAAGCCAUUUCAAAUGCAAGAAACGAAAAAGAUUUGCUCAAAGAAAGAAUUUUAUAUUUUGAAUUGAUGGAUUUGAUUAGAUCUCCUGAAGUGUUAAAAAAAUUGACAGGAUCUUAUUCAUUUGUUUUGAACUAAAAGCAUAAGCUAGACUUAUAAUAGGAAGAGAUAGACAAAGCUUUUAAAAAGAGGAAAAGACUUAUAAAGAAAAAGUUAGCAAAUAAGAAGAAGAAAGAGAAAUAGAGAUUAUAAAAAUUGUUAGAUGAGAAUAAAGAAACUCAAAAUAAAGAAGAAACUUAACAUGAUGAAUAAAAUAAAAAUUUUUAAAUAGAGGAACAAGCAGAGGAAGAAGAAGAAUAUGAUCAAAUUACAAUAAACUAAUUUCUUAAAAAAUGAAUAAAUAUUUAGUCCUACUAAAUACAAAAAUAAUUCUUCAAAUUAAAAAAUAAAUAAAUAAAAUAAAAUUUUGAUAUGAAUAUUUUUAUUAAAAAUUGUUUUUCAAAAAUAAUUCAUUCAUUUAAUUACGUAUUUAAUUUUAAACAAGACAAAUUAAAAUAUUUAAUGCUUUAUUUAUGAUUAUUUGUACAUUUAUUAACUAUUAUUUUAUAAUAACAAUCAUAAAUUAUACUUUGAAGAUACUCUCAGUAUUAUGUAAGCAAAGAAAAUGC
Molecule: messenger RNA, 13444 nt
Organism: Tetrahymena thermophila SB210
Lineage: Eukaryota; Ciliophora; Oligohymenophorea; Hymenostomatida; Tetrahymenidae
Product: transmembrane protein, putative
Exons: 11
Biological process (GO): cellular response to mechanical stimulus; regulation of membrane potential; detection of mechanical stimulus
Cellular component (GO): membrane
Molecular function (GO): monoatomic cation channel activity; mechanosensitive monoatomic ion channel activity
Source: RefSeq, a predicted model, not a curated record